GCCGCCAACGAGAACUACCUAGUUGCCAGGGGGCAUACGAGAUGUCCAAGAUUAAUCAAUGCUAUUGGUGCAUUCUUUCUCCCCCUUGGUCGCAACGACGACUCGCCAUCAUUCACACAUUCACAAUCUUUGCAUUUCAUCAAAAUAUUGCUAGAUUAAUAUCGACCUACACAAUUACGAUCGCUAGUUUUAUUUUUGCUACACCACAUUCACUUGCUGCAGUUUUGAGAUAGCUGAUAACCAUUCCAUUGUGUUCGCGGGCAUUCCUCGCGCCCAACAACAUUCGACUUCCAACCUCCUCAGAAUAUCUCUAAGUACGUCGAACGACAACAAUAUAAUUCACGAUGGGCUUUGGGGACUUUUACUCGAUCUGCGAACAAGCAGCGCUUCCAUUAUGUGCAGAGGUCGGAGCGAUAACAACAAUCGCGGGAAGUCAUGGCAUUGAGGCAAAUUGUUAUUCGCGCAAUAUUGAGUUGGCCAACACGAUCAUAUUUCAAGGAGCCGCAAGCUUCGUACACAUCCUCGCGUUAAUUAUGACGGUUAUUAUGAUAUUGCACGUCAGGAGUAAAUUUACUGCUGUUGGCCGAAAAGAAAUCACAACUUUCUUCUACAUAUAUAUGCUCCUCACAUUCUUUACAUUACUUCUUGAUGCUGGUGUUAUUCCACCUGGGACUGGACCAUACCCAUACUUCUCGGCUGUACAAAAUGGUCUCACAUCUGCCCUUACUGUCUGUUUAUUGAUUAAUGGAUUUGUUGGAUUCCAAUUAUAUGAAGAUGGAACACGAAUUUCAGUUUGGCUCCUUCGCUCAAUCAGUGCCGCCAUGUUCAUCCUUACGUUCCUCGUUUCCCUCGCUACCUAUAUGUCCUGGGCAGGACUUGGACCCACUCGAACUAUUGGACUCUUCGUUGUGCUAUACCUACUAUCUGCUAUUGAGUUAGCUAUUUACGGUAUUAUGCAAGUAAUUCUUGUUGUGAACACUCUCCAGGAUCGUUGGCCAUUGGGUGAACUCUCUUUUGCCUUCUUCUUCUUCGUCGCGGGACAAGUUGUUCUUUACGCUUUCAGUACCAGCAUUUGCAAUGCUAUCAGCCACUAUUUGGAUGGAUUAUUCUUCGCUUCAAUCGCCAAUCUUCUCGCAGUGAUGAUGAUUUACAAGUACUGGGACUCUAUCACUAAAGACGAUCUUGAAUUUUCAGUUGGUAUCAAGCAGAACAACUGGGAAGUCAAGGACCUUCUCGAAGAUGACCGAAGAACCACUGUGUAUCAAGACAUGGACUAUCAACACAGUCCCGGUCACCAACCUCGAAACUCGAAUUAUGGCGGCUUUAACUACUGAAAAGCCAUAUUGUAAAGCUAGGAAGUAAUCGAAAACCGAAUGUAAUGGUGGAAGUACAGAUGGGGGGUGAUAUGGCAUGAGAUAAGAAUACCAGGGCUCAUAUUGCAUUUUAUUGCAUCACGCGAGCAGAAACUGAAAGGCUGGAGAGGUUUUGAAAUUUGGCCGGGCGUUUAAUUGGAUUGGGCGUUUUUGUAUGAAUCCAUGGGUCUCUUGUAGAUAGCAAGGGCUGUUCUAAUCGUCUUCUUGGUCAACAAAAUGACAUGGCAUGUAAAAUGAGCGGAAGGGGGCGGUUGUUAGUUUUGGGAUUGAAGAGGAAGCGUUGUGGUUUUUGAAGGGAUUGGGAGGAGAAGAAGUUGGAUAUGCUUUGGAGGGGGCAGGGGGAGAUGUAUAUCGAUUGGAAAUGGGAGAGAAUGGUAGCGACGAAACUGAGAUAGGGUAGGGGGUAGGAAGGGUCACGAUAAUAGCUUGUAAAGCGACAUACAAAUAUGAUAUAUG
Botrytis sinoallii is the source of this 1829-nucleotide messenger RNA. RefSeq lists its product as uncharacterized. Gene Ontology annotation, biological process: protein folding. The transcript is spliced from 3 exons. Gene Ontology annotation, cellular component: endoplasmic reticulum membrane. Bases 345 to 1334 code for a protein of 329 amino acids. Lineage: Eukaryota; Fungi; Ascomycota; Leotiomycetes; Helotiales; Sclerotiniaceae. The record is from RefSeq and is a predicted model, not a curated record.